AUGCUCGCAGCCACUCGCUCCACGAUUCCCCGACCUCUUUUGCCCCGGACCUUGUUGAUCGCUUACAAGCCGCAGCGUCCCAUGUCGACCUCCUCCUCGUCCUCCUCGUCCUCGUCGGCCGCUGGUCGUCCCGACGGUAUCAAGUCGGCUACUUCUUCCGCCUCAUCAAGUGGGGCUUCCCGAACCGGCGCAGCGUCUUCGUCGAACGGUUCGACUCGACCUCCUCGACCUCCUCAAGAUGCGAUCGAAGAAGGCGAUCCCAUCACCGUACCGUCCUUGAGUGCGAGGUCAGUCUGGCCCCUCCCCCCGCACUCAUCCCCGCACUGGGCUCGAUCACGUGCACCCAUCCAGGGGCUAUCGAUUCUGUCGAGAAAGCCGUAUAUCCGCGGAGGAACGAGGGAAGCGACAGAUAGUCUGAGGAUAGCUACUGACUGAGCUGUUCCUCUCGGACCACAGUCUUGUUCUUAUUGCGCCACUGCAAGAGCGCACGGCGGACGGGUACGAUUACCGAGUGCUUCUGCUCAAGCGAAACGCUCGGAGCACGACCUUCUUCUCCGCGCACGUAUUCCCAGGUGCGCCGCUUCGAACAACUUGGUUGCAGCGGGAAAUCGAUUCGCUGACUAAUCGCGUCUUCGACGAGCGACUCAGGUGGCAAUCUUGACCCGAUUGACCGGGAUCAGUUAGCAUGGACCGGGCUGCUGGACAAGAUCGACAACCCCGAGGAAGCCAAAGCGCGAGCUGUCAAGCUAUGUGCGUUGCGUGAGACCUUUGAGGAAUGCGGAGUCCUCCUCCUCGAUGGAGAAGGAAAUGCGAAGCAGAGGUGGAGUGCCAUCUCGGAUACGGAGAAGAAGGCUUGGAGGAACAAGGUUUGUCUCUGCCCACACGAGAAGAGCAGGGAGUUCUCGAAGCAAAAGCCCACUGACAACGAGACUCAUUCCCUGCCCCCUGCCCCCUGCCCCCUGCCCCCUGCCCCCAGGUCUACAAAGAUGGCAAAUCUUUCGUGGAGCUAUUCAAACUUUUGUCGGCCGAUGAUGCUCAACCAGCACUGCCAGCACUUUCGUCGCUGCAGUACCGAGCCAACUGGAUGUGAGUUGCACCGGACCUCGGCGGGAUUCCCCUAUCUGGUCCUGACCUGUGCACCGCUGCAACACCUCCUCAGCACACCCGCCAACAUGAAGCGUCGCUUCGACACCCACUUCUUCAUCUCCAUCCUUCCACCUUCCUCUCCGACCUCGCGCACUUCAACCACCAAGGACCCAAUCCAUUCCGAACACAUCGCCUCCGCCGACGGAGGCGAAACCGUCUCAGCAGACUGGUUAACCCCCAAAGAAGCGAUCGACCGAACGCUCCUUCACGCUCAACUACAACAAGGUCCACCAAAAGAGGGGCAGGAUUCGGACGCGGCCUCGAGAUCUUUGAUUUUGUUCCCACCUCAGUUUUACCUCGUCGCCGAACUGGUGAGGACGAAAUCGUGGAAAGAGCUCGUUCAUGAACCUUCGUCGAACGUGGAGAAAGGCGUUCAUAAUUUUGCCCCUCGUCAUAUCCAACCUUUCGAACCUGAAGUCAAAGGUGUAGAUGACAGUCAAGGCAAGUUCCGAGCAGCGACGGUCUUGAUCGGUGAUCCCGAACAUUCAAAGACGGAUCAAUCGACGUGCUUGAAGACGGAUCGACAUCGUACUUAUGUGCUCUUACCGGCCAAGAAGAGAGAUCCUGAAUGGAAGGCCAAACCGCCUUUGGGGCUGACAGUGAUGGGGUGUCAUAGGGAAGGGAUGGGGAGGUUGUUUGGUGAGGGGUGGGAUGUGACGAUGAGGGAAGGGGAUACGGGCGAGACCUCGUCCGCCAAGGGCAAGUCCAAGUUGUAG
This is a messenger RNA of Microbotryum saponariae, 1862 nucleotides long. The record is from the annotation of a GenBank genome assembly. NCBI's taxonomy places the organism in Eukaryota, Fungi, Basidiomycota, Microbotryomycetes, Microbotryales, Microbotryaceae.